Pantherophis guttatus is the source of this 4985-nucleotide messenger RNA. RefSeq lists its product as uncharacterized. Gene Ontology annotation, molecular function: protein binding; signaling receptor activity. The record is from RefSeq and is a predicted model, not a curated record. Gene Ontology annotation, cellular component: plasma membrane. Lineage: Eukaryota; Metazoa; Chordata; Lepidosauria; Squamata; Colubridae. Gene Ontology annotation, biological process: signal transduction.
UCCAAGGGCACCCAACCGAAACUAUUUGUGAGGUAGAAAGAUCUUCACUCCAAAUGCCAGGGUGAAUACAGAAGACGAGAGAAGAAAAUGUUUCACUGCUACUACAAAAAAGAUCAAAGAAGAUCCGGGUCUAAAGACAGACAAAUCCAGCUUGCCAAUCAUUUUGCAGAAUCUGAUUUAGAUCCGAAGUUUGGUGUUACACAGGCUCAGUUGGUAAGGAGGAAGUGGGGAAGCUAAAGCAAAGUGGUUUUUUUUUUGGUUUUUUUUUUAAUCCUGCCCUGCAGUUUAUACAGCCACUACUGGAAAGGCACAACAAAGACAGGAUUUUUGGUCCUGGGACAAUUGCUGUCAGACAAUUCUUACCAGUCUUUGAUUUCUGAAAUCUAUGAAAUAAACCAACAAUCUGGAGGCCAUUCUGUGUUGGCUGAAGACCAACACCAUCUACAGGAUUUAUGUCGGUCCCUGGUAUAUGACUCUUCUGAAUUCACUCAACCACAUUGCCUUGAAGUCCUCUUCUAGUCAUACUCAUCAACCAACAUUUGACCUGCUAAGGACCUAUGAAGUUUUUUCAUGAUCACUGAUGAAGCCCACAGUAAACCUAAAGCCAGCACAUAUGCCUAAUGUUUUUAUGAUUAUGCCUGCUUUGAACCAGAUUUCCUUGAAACUUUGCACACUGCUACUCCUCUUCACAUGGAUACAGUGGGAUGUGGAUUGUUUUGGUUUCAAGAAUUGUGUCCUUUCCCCUAACAGACCUGGCCUUGCUGUUUGUAGUGGGCAUGCCAUCGUUGACCUGAAUUCUGCCAUUGCUUCUCUGCCAAAUGUGACUUAUUGGCUCAAUGCCUCCCACAACUUAGUUGAAAUGCUGAAUUCUACCACUUUUUCCCACCUUCCUGGUUUACUGGAACUGUAUCUGAAUCAUAACAACAUAUCAUACAUUGUACCCAAUGCCUUUCGAAGUCUGGAAGACCUUGAAGUUCUAGAUUUGAGUUGGAACCAACUGACUGCUAUAGGUCCUGCUUUGCUAGCCAAUCUAAAACAUCUCCAUGUAUUGCACUUGGAUAAUAACAAAAUUGCCACAGUGCAUCCGAGUUCAUUCAUGUUCCAGUUGGCUCUUCGGGAACUUAUUCUUUCCACCAAUAAACUCUCUAGUUUUCAAGAGAUUGCUAUAGGUGUAAAAAACUUGUCCCAACUUACCAUUCUGGAUCUGGGUAACAAUAGCAUCUCUGCCCCAUGUGUUGGUCCUUCCUUACUCAAUUUCCCUUUCCUGAGGAAUCUCAGUUUGAAUAGAAAUGUCAUUCACAGUCUGGACUUGUCCAAUUGUUCCUUUCCUAGCUUGCAACAAUUGGACCUAAGUAUUAAUAACAUGUCAGAACUGGAAGCUGGAUCCUUUCAAGCCACACCUGCUUUGACAGAGCUGUCUUUAGACUCGAACUUUCUAAAGGUCUCUGAGCUUAUCAACAUAUCCCUUCCUAACCUGACUAUGUUGCAUUUAUCCAGUAUGCAUCCAUCAUUAAACACAAAUUUAUCAGUGGCUUGCUCUGUCUUCCAAAGUUUUCCAUCCUUAAUUUCUCUGGACAUCAAACGUUCCAAGCUGAACAAUACUCAGUUGAAACAGUUGGGUUCUUGCACUAAUCUCACCUGGUUGACUCUGUCAACCUCACAAUUUAAGUACCUGGAAAAUAAAGCAUUCGAAACAUUUCGGAACUUAAAGUAUCUUUCUAUGGAUAAGUGCAAGAUAUUGAAACUCCGUCCUAAUACUUGGGGGAAAGGGUUACCAUUGCAAACCCUGAUCCUGAGUAGAAAUGAAAUUGAUGAAUUAGAUAGUUUUGUUUUUGCUGCUUUGAAGAAUUUAAGCUAUUUGGACUUAUCAAAGAACCGCCUGACCAAUCUACAAAAACAAUCUUUUUUUGGCAUGGCAGCAUUGCGGACACUUAUUCUUCAUACCUGCCAGAUUACAGCUGUAACCCGCGACACUUUCAUCUAUGCUCGUAAAAUGGAGUUUUUAGAUUUGCGUUUUAACAGCAUUACACUAAUCAAGGAUUAUGCCUUUUUACGCCUGCAUGUGAAGACUCUCUUGCUUUCAGGAAACAGAAUUUUGACUGUUCAGAGAUCUGCUUUUCGGAACCUCAGUUCUCUAAAAUACCUUGCCUUGGAUCAAAAUCUCAUAUAUAAGUUUUCUGAAUCAGUCUUUAAACCACUGACGCAGCUGGAAACAUUAGAUCUCAGUUAUAACCGUCUCUUUACUUACAACAAAUAUGAUACUCCAAGCCCUUUUCAGGGUCUCCACUCCCUUGUGAAACUGGAUAUUAGUUUUCAGACACCUAAAUUACCAAUCCACCCUCCAGAUAAACUUUUUCAAGGGCUGGAGAAUCUAAAGUUUCUGUCUUUGAAAGGAAACCCCAGCAGUGUGUUUUCCCACCUUUCAUUUAUCAAUUUUACCACUCUCGAAUCCCUAGACCUCUCUGAAAUCCAACCAGGGAAACGUGGCUCUUGGGAACUCCAGUCACAUUUUUUUCAAGGAUUAACUAACCUACAUAAUCUUUCGUUAAAAGAUAGUGCCAUCCCGGAUCUACCUGAAGAAAUCUUUUCUGGUUUGACCUCUUUGGAGCAGCUGGACCUAGGCAACAAUGAUUUGAAGAACUUCAGUAAAGAAACGUUUGAUCGACUUUCCUCUCUGAAGUAUUUGGAUGUUUCUGAAAAUCCACUGAUAUGCUCUUGUGAGAAUGCGUGGUUCCAAAACUGGUCAAUAUCUGUGCCAAAUGUUCAAGUGGCCUUACUGGAUAGCUAUUAUUGCUUUGGUCCUGGAAUGACUAAUCGUCUUUUUGCUGAUGAAGAUUUAUCCUUCUGCUUUGACAACUGGGAAAUGUAUUUAUUUAUUGCUACCACAGUUACCAUCCUCUUGUUCUUGCUUCUAUCUUUGAUCUAUGCCAAGUUAGGCUGGACUUUCCGAUAUGCUUUUUAUCUCCUCAGAGGUUGGGGCUAUAACCAACUGCGCCCCAAAGGACGGGACUACCAAUAUGAUGCUUACAUUUCCUGCUGUAGUCAUGACUACAAAUGGGUGAUCGAUAACAUUCUGGAAAAGCUGGAAAAACAACAUGAACCCUGCUUCCGGUUGUGUUUUGGGCCUAGAGAUUUUGCCCCUGGACAAUACUAUAUAGAUAAUGUGCAGAAUGGAAUAAGCAGAAGCCGUAAGACCUUGUGCCUGGUGAGCAGAAAUUACCUGGAGAAUGAAUGGUGUUCUUUAGAAAUUCAACUUGCCUGUUCCAAUAUCUACUAUCAUGGAUAUGACCCUUUGGUGGUAGUCUUUAAGGAAGAAAUCCCGAACUACAGGUUGUCUCCUUAUCAUCGCCUAAGGAAACUAAUUAAACAAGAGAGCUACUUGACUUGGCCUGAAGAUCCUGAGGCUGAAGAUAUAUUUUGGACCAAAUUGUGUGGGGCCUUAGGCUCUGAGAGACAACUCAAUGUCACACCGUUCACUGUAACUGAGUAACUGAAACCAGGAAGAAUGUGACUAUGAUUAUUUUUUAGCAUUAUUUUUUGUCUUAAAAUAAUUUAAAGAUAAUAGGUUGAUAGGUACUGCUGAAGAUGGAUGCCGUAUUUUCCAAGUCUGGAUGCUUAGAUUAAAUAUAUUUACAUACAUACUGUACAUACAUACAUACAUACAUACAUACAUACAUACAUACAUACCAGUAGUGGGUUUCAAAUUUUUUAACUACUGGUUCUGUGGGUGUGGCUUUGUGGGCGUGGCUUUGUGGGCGUGGCAGGGGAAGCAUUCUGUAAAAUCUCCAUUCCCUCCCCAAUCCAGGGGAAGGAUACUGCAAAAUCCCAUUUCCUCCUUUAGCAUCUGGGACUUGGGAGGCAGAGAAUAGAUGGGGGCGGGGCCAGUCAGAAUUUUUACUACCGGUUCUCCGAACUACUCAAAAUUUCCGCUACUGGUUAUCCAGAACUGGUCAGAACCUGCUGCAACCCACCUCUGAUACAUACAUAUAUACAUGUAUGCAUGCAUGUAUACACACACACACACACACACACACACACACACACACUCACAGGAUGAUUUGUGAGUUGAAUAAUUAUGGUCCCAAUUGGAGGCAAAAAUACAUUGAAGGAACAAAAUACAAAAUUUUCAUGAAUAAAAAUUGAGGUUUCUUUUAAAAAGUCUGUCAGGGAAUUGAGCAGCAGGUUUCCAAAUGAACUCAGAGACAUUGACCCGAAGUUGUAGUUUUAUAUAAAUAGAUAUAUUUAACAUUUAUAUUUACAGCAGACAAGAUAGUCAGGAACAUCAUGGGGUAAAUCAAAACAGAGUACAGAGCGCGCAGAAGAAAAAAGGUAGGGGGGGAAAGGGAAACUCCCCCUUUACAUCCACAGCAACCAAUCAUAGCCUAGAUUGCCUCAUGCAGGAGCCAGCACUCUCCAACCAAUCAACUACAAUCGUAUGCUAUGGCUCAUUGUACACUUUACUUUCCAGCUAUUAAAUUAAAUAUCCCCAAAAGUUAAUUUAUAUUCAUAAUAAUACAAUAAGAUCGUUGCUUCUCACAAGAUCAAAAUUCUGAACUACUGUUGGAUUAUAUUAAAAGAUUCCACUUUAAAUGGUCUGGUAACAUGAGUUUUAAAAGAAAUAACUCUGUAUUUUGAUUCCUGUUUCUGGUCUAUAUUUAGUCUUAGAUGUUAAAUUGAUCCUUAUAUGUUAAAUCUGGAUUAUGAUUAAAUCCAGAUUAAGUUAGUGAACAAUUGAAUCGCAUUACAUUCAAUGAAAACAAAUUACUAUGAUUUAAUUUAAGAUGCUCUGCUGUAGAGAUUUAUCUGGGCAUAAAUUCCAGAAAGAAGCAGUUGGAUUCCUUGAUAUUCUUUCAUACCAAUAUUAUACUCUUCAGUCAUUUCUUUGCAGUAGAAACAAAGAUUAAACUAAAGAAACACAUAUUAAGUAUUGUCCUAUUCCAAUCUGUAUAUUUCGUUUUCUUUAUUAUAAAUGCCCAAUGGCCUAA